UCUAGUCGGGCUGUACUGAAAGCAAAACGCACGAACUGACAACACGUAGACAGCAGGACGGGAUGAAGGAUUAGAUUCUCGGCUUUUAUUUUCCCACAUGAAACUCCGACUCGGUUUUGUAUACGCUCCUCCCACCCCCGGAGCAGCGCGGUGCAGGCGGCCCUGCCAAGUCAGUUUGAAAAGAUCAGACAAAGGCAGCAGGAAGCCCCUCGGCUUGGCAAUGCGUGCGAGCGGAGCGCAAACGCGACGCGAAAGCUCGGUUUAUUUUUCGGGGAUAGCGGUCUGAACCGACGCUCACGCAGCUCGCAAUUCUUCACCCACUUUCGGCUUUGAGGCAGUUUUGAAGAUUUUUUUUUCCGGGGGGGGGGAAGAGAAGAAAAAUGUACGACCGCCUGGAUCCUCGCGGAGAGCGGAGACGGUUAUCUCAACACGAGACGGGCAGCGUCGUGUGACCGAGCGCGAGCGUUUCCCCUCCGGUUUUACUGUCGGUUUGUGUUGGAAAGCAGCUUCCCCCCCCCGUGCGUCCCUCCUCCGGCUUUUGCAGACCCCCUGCGCGUGUCCCAGGAGUUGAUCGAUCUACCCACACUUAAAUGUAGGAAAAGAAACGCAACCGGAGAUUUGGAGGAUCUUUUUUAUUAUUUUUUUCCCUCCUUAAGCGAAGAGGGAAGUGAACUUGUGGGUCGCGUAUACAUUUUUACGCGCAUGUUAAGAUGGAGACGCACGUCUCGUGCCUCUUCCCAGAGAUUUUAGCCAUGAUUUUCAGUUACUUGGACGUGAGGGACAAAGGCCGGGUGGCCCAAGUGUGCACGGCGUGGAGAGACGCGUCCUACCACAAGUCCGUGUGGAGGGGGGUGGAAGCCAAGCUGCAUCUCAGGAGGGCCAACCCGUCCCUGUUCCCCAGCCUUCAGGCCCGGGGCAUCCGGAGGGUGCAGAUCCUCAGCCUGAGGCGCAGCCUGAGCUAUGUGAUCCAGGGCAUGCCCAACAUCGAGAGCCUGAACCUGAGCGGCUGCUACAACCUGACUGACAACGGCCUGGGGCACGCUUUCGUCCAGGAGAUCUCCUCGUUGCGUGUUCUCAACCUGAGCCUGUGCAAGCAGAUUACGGACUCCAGCUUGGGCAGGAUAGCUCAGUAUCUUAAGAACUUGGAGGUGCUGGAGCUGGGUGGCUGCAGCAACAUCACAAAUACGGGCUUGCUGCUGAUUGCGUGGGGUUUGCACAGACUCAAGAGCCUCAACCUGAGAAGCUGCAGGCACGUCUCCGACGUGGGCAUCGGACACCUGGCAGGCAUGACCAGAAGCGCCGCUGAGGGAUGCCUCAGCCUGGAGUACCUCACACUUCAGGACUGCCAGAAACUCACAGACCUGUCUCUCAAGCACAUCUCCAAAGGCUUGGCCAGACUCAAAGUUCUUAACUUGAGCUUCUGCGGGGGCAUCUCGGACGCUGGCAUGAUCCACCUGUCCCACAUGACCAGCCUGUGGAGUCUUAACCUGCGCUCGUGUGACAACAUCAGCGACACGGGCAUCAUGCAUCUCGCCAUGGGGACGCUACGACUUUCCGGCUUGGACGUGUCUUUCUGUGACAAGAUCGGCGACCAGAGCCUGGCGUACGUAGCCCAGGGCCUUUACCAGCUCAAGUCCCUGUCUCUGUGCUCGUGCCACAUAAGUGACGACGGCAUCAACCGGAUGGUGCGCCAGAUGCACGAGUUGAGGACCCUGAACAUUGGCCAAUGUGUGCGGAUUACAGACAAAGGCCUGGAGCUCAUAGCGGACCAUCUGACCCAGCUGACCGGCAUCGAUUUAUAUGGAUGUACAAAAAUUACUAAGAGGGGACUGGAGAGGAUAACACAACUCCCCUGCCUUAAAGUUUUGAACCUGGGCCUUUGGCAGAUGACUGAAAGUGAAAAAGUGCGGUAAAACUCGGGUGAGAUCGUGCAGGGGAGGGAGGGGGGAGGGGCGUGACGUGGGCGGGGAAUUUACAUUAUUCUAAAGGUGGGGGGGAAUCCGGCGCGGAUUAAAGCGGUUCAAAUUUAUUCGUCCGGGAAGAAAAUAUGAACAGUGUUUCAUCUGGCGUUUUAUUAACCCUUUGUAUCAGUCACAGAGUGUGGUGGUGUGCGAUACUUUAAAACAAACAAACAAAAAAAGUUUUUAAUCUCUAACCGGUCGCAAUGCUAGCCUAAAAUCGUGCUCCUUCCCUACUAAAUGUCGCGCCUAAAACAUUUCGGCUACCUCUUACCUAUGUUUUAAACUCGUAUCCUUAAAUUAAAAAAAAAAAAAAAGGCGGAUAUGGAGAUAAAUUGUGCCUAGGAAG
This is a messenger RNA of Hemibagrus wyckioides, 2307 nucleotides long. It is a transcript of the gene fbxl14b, whose product is annotated as F-box and leucine-rich repeat protein 14b. The coding region runs from base 711 to 1913 and encodes 400 amino acids. Gene Ontology annotation, biological process: SCF-dependent proteasomal ubiquitin-dependent protein catabolic process. Lineage: Eukaryota; Metazoa; Chordata; Actinopteri; Siluriformes; Bagridae. Gene Ontology annotation, cellular component: SCF ubiquitin ligase complex. The record is from RefSeq and is a predicted model, not a curated record. The transcript has a single exon. Gene Ontology annotation, molecular function: protein binding.